AUGCCACAUGGAAUUAUACAAUGUUCGCUUCUUCACAUGAAUUAUGAAUUUGGAGACACAGAUUUCCAAUCCACAGAAGGAGGAAGUGUUUGUAGCGUUGAUGGAGACGAUUUAAGAUAUCCAAUCGAAGCAAAGAUCCAAUGCAAAGCUGGCAAGCCACCAUCCAUCAUUUACCAUGUAUCUGUAGACAACCAGCCAACAGAAGUUCAAAUUAUGUCUAAUUUUGUGAAUGAUAUUCCAAUUGGUCGCCAAUCGAACGAAAUCUCCAACUUAUUGAGUAUCCACAAGACCCUGCUAUUGGAUGGUUUAUCUAGUUCGCCUAGUAUCUCCACUUUUAUUUCAUUUUUAAAUAUGGUCGCAAAAAAACUUGGUUUAUCCAGUUUAUCUCUUUUUAUUUGUGAAGAAGAAGAACACGCGACCAUUUACAGCCAAUGCGAAGACGAUGAAAUCAAACCUUACAUUGAAAAAUUUUCCCAAGAAUUUUUCAAAAACAAGCAUAGAAAAGGGGAAAUCUUCAAGUACGACAUUGGAAACUAUAGGCUUGGUGUACAUUCUUUAAUAAUACAGAAUUGUAGGUACAUGGUCAUUCUUGCUUUGAAAUCUUCGACUUAUAUUUUAAGAAAUGUUGAAUAUUUCAUACACGCGAUCUUUUCUAUACUCAUAACUCACAACCACAAGAAACUCAGUAGGUUUGUAUCACAUAGAACUAUCGGAAAAUCAGCAAAUCUUUGGAAUUCAGACAUUGCAUGCGCAGAAUACGUAAACAACCAAUACUCAUGGUCAAUAGGAUCACUAUACAACAAGAAGGCUACAAAGGAAGUGAUGGAUGAGGUUUAUUUCAGAGUUCAAUCAGCUUUUGAACUAAAACUCAACAAAAUGAUCAAUUUCAUCGUUCCCAUGUGGCAAACACCAAGUUCUCGUUCUAUAUUAGAGGUAUACGCAAUCUCUACAAUCUGCAAAAUGCGAGAAAUUCCAGUUUUGACAUUUAUUGUUCGAGAUGUUACAGAAUUGUUCGGAAAAGGACUUUACGAUGACCACUUCUUAACAUCAUCCUUGUUAGGAGCAGUAAUGUUCGGUCUCCAACGAGUUAAAGGACAAAAUUUAGAAUUAGAAGUUCGACCAACCGCUGAACGGUUUUUAGGCGAAAUUCCACCGAUAUCGUUCUCUACAUUGACAUGGAUUGCCGAUAGCAAACUUUUGACAAAAUUUUCCACAGAAGAAAAAAAAUCUUUAAAUUUGAUCAAAAAAUCAGGCGAAAUGAUUGCCGCGGCCACUGUUCCAUUAUCAGGAACCGAUGACUUCAUGUUCUAUCCUCUUCCAGAGCUUUCUUCUGCUUUAUCUAAUGUCAUGAUAUCAAAUGGCCGGAUAGAUGAUUCGAAAAACGAUGUACGUGUUAGUUUCUUUGAUCUACUGAUGGAUACAUGUCUAGAUAUCCGCGGACAAUUGAAAAAAAGGAAAAUUUCGGAACUUGAUAUUCCAGAAUUAUCCGAAUGUCCACGUAUUAAGCAGCAUAUACAACUAUUAGCGGGUUGUCUAUACUACAAUGAUAUCGAUCAGUUCUAUUCUUGCGUACAAGACAGUUUUAAGUACGGAAAAUCCUCAUGUCUUAUUCAUUUACACGAAAAAGCGGUUAUACGACCAUUCUUGGUCAAUUCACAACAUAAAAACGAUAUUCUUACGAUUGUCAUGAUGUCUCUUGAAGAAGAGAAUUAUAUUGUCAACCACGGCUCAGUAGUUCUAUGUGCAAUGGACGCUCAACCAACUACUCAUCAUAUCUUCCCAUGGAGAUUCCAGUUCAUUGAGACAGCAGACUGCAUUUACAGUACAACUCCUGGUGGAGCUUAUCCGACCAUGUUUUCAAAGAGUUCUAUGGUUCACAUGGUCAUUCCGGACCAAAGAAGACACUUAGUGGCCCAACUAGAGUCAGGAAACGUGAACUUACUAAUUUUGAUCAAAUACGACAGAGCGAGAUGGUACAUUCUGAAGGGAACAAGAGUUGGUGAUGAAAUACACGGAAUGAACGUGUUGGCACCUUAUGGUUCCGUCCCGUAUUUGUUAAGACCUGAAAAAGUGACAAAAUUAGCAAAUACUCUGUUGAAGAGUUUCAAGAAACUGUCUGAAAAGAUUGAAGUGGACUUGUCAUCACUGAAUGAGACAGUCAACAACUUGAAGGACGUAGAAAUCGAUUUCUCAUCAUUUUAUUAA
Messenger RNA from Trichomonas vaginalis G3, 2205 nucleotides. RefSeq lists its product as uncharacterized. The record is from RefSeq and is a predicted model, not a curated record. The transcript has a single exon. Bases 1 to 2205 code for a protein of 734 amino acids. NCBI's taxonomy places the organism in Eukaryota, Parabasalia, Trichomonadida, Trichomonadidae.